AUGACAGAUUGUUAUCCAGUCGAAAAAAUAAUAAAUCAUCGAAUGAUAAAACAUCGGAAAAAAGGGGAUAAUAAAAAUAAUGAUUGGGUGGUUGAUAAUAUUGAUUGUAUGAAUGGAAACAAGGAAGAUAAUAGUAACAAUAUUGAUUGUAUGAAUGGAAAAAAAGGAAAUAAGGAAGACAAUAAUAACAAUAUUGAUUGUAUGAUUGGAGGAGAUAACGAAAACAACGAUAAUAACAAUAUUGGAUUUAUGAUUGAAGAUAAGGAAGGCAAUAGUAAAAAUAAUUUUGGAUUUAUGAUUGGAGAUAAGGAAGACAAUAAUAAUAAUCCUGUUGGUUUUAUGAUUGAAGACAAUAAAAAUAAAGAUUGUAUGAUAAAAGCUAAUAAUAAUGACGAUGAGGAUUUGCGAGUAUAUUUACAACAACAACAAUCAUUAUUAUUGGAAAGUUGGGAAGAUAAAGUAAAAAAUGUUCGAAAUGUUGAAAAAAGAGAAGGUGAAAUAAUUGUUCAUUUAAAUUGGAAUAAUGGUAGAAUAACAUCACAUACAGCUGAAAUAGUAAAUAUUAGGUGUCCUCAAAAGAUUAUUAGCUUUUAUGAAGACCAUUUGAGAUUCAAAGAAUAA
Molecule: messenger RNA, 621 nt
Organism: Entrophospora sp. SA101
Lineage: Eukaryota; Fungi; Glomeromycota; Glomeromycetes; Entrophosporales; Entrophosporaceae
Source: the annotation of a GenBank genome assembly